GAAUUUAUCAUGUGUGAAUUUACAAACAUAUUGUGUCGAAUCUGCCGUGCUGGUUCACAGUCAGUAGAGGAAGAUGGCGGUCCCUACAAAACAGUACGGGCUGAUCUUGUCACAGAAGAAAGGAGCAUCGAAGACAGCAAUCCUGCAGAAACCCUCAGUGUUCGGGGAUGACUCAGACGAUGAGACCUCAGUUGGGGAGAGUCUGCAGAGGGAAGCUGUUAAAAAGAAGAUGAUGAAGCAGACACGUUUGGAGAUGCAGAAGGCCCUGGAAGAGGACAGCACAGUAUAUGACUAUGAUGCUGUGUACGAUGACAUUCAAAACCAGCGACUAGAGAGCAACAAAGCAAUUCUGCGAGGCACUGACAAAAAGCCAAAGUAUAUCCACCAAUUAAUGAAAGCUGUUGAAGAUCGAAAGAAAGAACAAGAACGAAGGGAAGAGAGGAAGAUCCAGAAGGAAAGAGAGGCAGAGGGAGAGAAGUUCGCCGAUAAAGAGGCUUACGUCACCUCCGCCUACAAGCAGAAACUGCAGGAGCAGAAGGAGGAGCAGGAGAGAGAGAACAGAGAGGCAGUGAUGGAAGCUGCUUUGGACGUGAAGAAACAAAAAGACCUGAGCGGUUUCUACCGGCACCUGCUGAAUCAGACAGUGGGAGAGGAGGCAAUACCAGAUCGCUCAGCAAACAAAACUCAAACCUCAAAGGUUUCAAAAGAUGCAGAGAGGACUUCCCCUGUUCCCUCAUCUACAUCCCAUGAUAAUAUCCCAAGUUCAUGCAGCGACAGUGAGGAGGGGCAUGAGCAAAAGUCUGGGUUUAGUAAGCCUGCGGCUGGCUCUACACACUCAAAACGUCAAUACAGACAGAGGUCGCCUUCAUCAGGGAGCGGAGAGGAAAAGGAGAGGGAGAGAGAGAGAGACAGACAUAAGAAGAGCCACAGAGACAGAGGGAGGGAUAGAGAUAGAGACAGAGACCGAAACAGGGGAAGGGAUGACAGAUAUGACAGAGGAAGAAGAGACGACAGGGAUAGAAGGAAAGACAGGGACAGAGACCGAGGGAGAGAAGAUGACAGAAGCAGAGGCAAGGGGGAGACAGAGAGGGAAGACAGGCACGGAAAGAGGGAGAGGAGCCCUAAAGAGAGAGAGCGGGAUAAGAAUGGGGACAGAGAGAAGAGGAGGAAUUCAGAUGAAGACAAGCGAAAGGACAAAGAUCUAGAAGAGGAGAAGGAGAGGAGGAAGGCACCAGGGAAGGAGAUGGCGGUGAAGAGUGAAGAGAAAGAUCCAGAAAACAAGGAAUCAGUCGGAGAACCAAAAAUGGGAAAAGAGAGACAGGAAGGCACGGAGAAAGAGGAAUCGGAAGAGAAGGCAAACAAGUUUGCUAAGCGCAGCACAGAUCAGACUGUGAGCUCGGCGAGAGAUAGGUACAUGGCCAGACAGAUGGCACGCUCGGCCUGUAAGACCUAUAUAGAGAAGGAGGAGGACUGAGAGCUGUCCAGCACACGCCGCAAGCAUCCCUGAACUGGACACAGCCUUUAUCUCAAUUUAGAGGAAAUGGCUAAUGUUUUACCUUUUUUUUUAUUUAAUUUUUUUUUUUUUUCAACAAAUCCCAUGAAAAUAAUAAAACCAACAAUGAAUUAGUUUUUUCUUCUAGCAAUAAUUUAUGAUAUCCCUACCCUGUUACCCCAUUAGUUCCUACUGAAGAUAUAAAUAAAAAAAUAAAAAAACUCGUCACAGAUAGGAAGUUUCUUUUCAAAGCUCAAUCACUUCCUUAAAUAGCACUGUAGUUUUCAGCACAUGUUCCCCAAUCAGGAAUAAAUAGUACAUUUGUUGGGGACUAUUUUCAGUCAUAAAUAAACAUUUGGUACACUAGUGAGUAUUUACAGUACUAGAACAGUGUCUGUGGAAUAACUAUAGUGCCCAUGAUCGUUGUAAUGAAUUAACAUGUCACCCAGUGCAACAGUGAGGCGCAUGUGUUUUAAGCUUUUGAACAAUAGAGUAGGACGGAGGAAUAAUCAGGGGUUAUCAGGCUUUGGCUACACAGACGGGAUCAAUUAUUUGUUUUAGAGCUUUCAUGGGUUUUGUUGAUAAUAAAAAUAUUGAAUAUUGCCAGCCAUACCCUGUAAUCUCUAGCUCCACCAUACACUGCAAUGGACAAAUUUGAACAGCGGAGUAUGCUCAUGGUCUUUAGUGACAAGAGGGAGACCUGGAUGAUACAUUGAUUUUUGUUUUCUAUUUUUGAUUUAUUAUUGUGAAAGAAGAACACUGACAUGUAAAUACGAGAGGCUCUUGUAACACCACUUGCAGGAAUGAGUGUAAAUAUGAAAUUUUAUCUUAUUGUUUAAUUCUGAAGAUGGAUGAGAAUGGAAUGACGGAAAUGACGCAUGAGCAGGUGAUGUUGCAGUCAGUGAUAAGAUAAUAAAAUAAUUUCUUGUCCAGUG
This is a messenger RNA of Micropterus dolomieu (smallmouth bass), 2427 nucleotides long. It is a transcript of the gene nsrp1, whose product is annotated as nuclear speckle splicing regulatory protein 1. The transcript has 7 exons. Bases 74 to 1474 code for a protein of 466 amino acids. The record is from RefSeq and is a predicted model, not a curated record. NCBI's taxonomy places the organism in Eukaryota, Metazoa, Chordata, Actinopteri, Centrarchiformes, Centrarchidae. Gene Ontology annotation, biological process: regulation of alternative mRNA splicing, via spliceosome.